Molecule: messenger RNA, 2072 nt
Organism: Klebsormidium nitens
Lineage: Eukaryota; Viridiplantae; Streptophyta; Klebsormidiophyceae; Klebsormidiales; Klebsormidiaceae
Source: the annotation of a GenBank genome assembly
CCUUGCUCUUCAGGCUGCGAAGCCUGAAGCCAGCCUGAAGCUCCUGCAUGAGGCUGAAGCCUGAUCGAUAGAGCGCGAAAGCACACUGGGCUGAAGUCAGCUUGCGGAUCGAACGGGCGCUGAGCAGUGCAGCUAGAGCGGUUGGAGGUUUUACGGAAGACUUGUGGGUGCGGGCCGUGCUCCAGUCGACGGGCAGCCAUGGCCCUCCGCUUGGUGUCCGCCAGGAUGGGGCCCUUCCUGCGGCAGCGAACGCUGGCCGCUGCAGCCGCGCUCGCCCAGCAGAGGGGCUUUGCAGCGGCGGCAUCGGACGAUGAGAAGCUGACUGUAACGGUGCCAGUGCCGUUCAAGACCCACAAGAUUGACCCUCCCUCCCAAGAGGUGGAGACAUCAAAAGCGGAGUUGCUGGGCUUCUUCACGGACAUGUACAAGAUGCGGCGCAUGGAGAUUGCUGCGGACGGCCUGUACAAGAGCAAGUUCAUUCGCGGCUUCUGCCACUUGUACGAUGGCCAGGAAGCGGUCUGCGUGGGGAUGGAGGCGGCGCUCAACUACGACGAUGCCAUCAUCACGGCGUACCGGGACCACUGCACGCACCUGGGGCGGGGGGGGACCGUCCUGGAGGUGAUGGCGGAGCUGAUGGGCCACCGCGACGGGUGCAGCCAGGGCAAGGGCGGCAGCAUGCACAUGUACAACAAGCAGCACAACUUCUACGGAGGGAACGGCAUCGUCGGAGCGCAGGUGCCGCUUGGGGUCGGCGUUGCGUUUGGCCAAAAGUACAACAAGCUCCCGAACGUGACGGUGGCGAUGUACGGUGACGGCGCCGCGAACCAGGGGCAGCUGUUCGAGGCGCUCAACAUCGCGGCGCUGUGGAACCUGCCAUGCCUCUUCACGUGCGAGAACAACCACUACGGCAUGGGCACCGCGGAGUGGCGCAGCGCCAAGAGCCCCGCGUACUACGCGCGCGGGGACUACGUGCCCGGGAUCAAGGUGGACGGCAUGGACGCGCUCGCGGUGAAGCAGGCGUUCAAGUUCGGCAAGGAGUACGCGCUGCAAAACGGGCCGCUGAUGCUGGAGAUGGACACGUACCGCUACCACGGCCACUCCAUGUCCGACCCCGGCAGCACCUACCGCACGCGCGACGAGAUCUCGGGCAUCCGCCAGGAGCGCGACCCCAUUGAGCGCAUCCGCAAGCUCAUCCUCAGCCUGGAGCUGGCCACCGCUGCGGACCUCAAGGCGAUCGAGAAGGAGAGCAAGCGCGAGGUGGACGAGGCGGUGGACGCCGCCAAGAGCAGCCCCCAGCCCGAGGAGAAGCUGCUGUACGAUCACAUCCACUCCGGCACGCCCGCCAACUUCCAGAUCUACGGGGCUGAUAGGCAGCACGUUACCGUGAAGCUCUAGUGGUGAACUCUGACGUGACUACUGCACGACAUUUGUUUCUGCCCUUAGCAGUUGUUUAAGGUACUUGUUCUAGAAAAUUGCUUUAUCGGGUUCGGUCCUGGGAUAUACUUAUGUCAGGCGUUCGCGUAAGGUUGCUCAAACGUGGUGGGACACGAAUUGCUUCUUGAUUGGUAGUCGCAGGCUCGACAAGCGGGGUCCGAAUUCGUCAAGUGCGGGCCAGCGGGGUCACCCAGCACUUGCCGCUCAUUCACUAUAGCGUCUGGACGGACUCUGGUGAAGUUCGAGUAGAACAUGUUGAAACGCGGCACUGACUUUCUUGACCUCUCCGUCCGGAAUUUCACGGAGAGGCCACGUCACUUUCGAUUCGCAACCAAUUUGGGGCGUCCUUGCAUGCAGGAAAUCAAGCGCAGAGUUCUGUGAGGCAUGUUCUUUCAAUGGCACCGCUUAAAGUUAAACAGGAUGUCCUAGUAAGAGUAAGAGUACCGGCUUAGAUCUUUGAGCCGGAAGUUCCGUGCCAGGAGGGUUCGCAGCUAGUACCAGCCCGGCCUGCACUGAAGUUUUGGCCCCUAGUUGGAUACCUUGAAAGACAUGCAUAUGCGCACUGGCUGAGCAGGCUUGUCAACCGUACCGGCUUAUGCGCCGCCGCGGGCUGCGUUUAUGUACAUAGGACAGCGCAG